Messenger RNA from Prunus armeniaca (apricot), 810 nucleotides. The record is from the annotation of a GenBank genome assembly. NCBI's taxonomy places the organism in Eukaryota, Viridiplantae, Streptophyta, Magnoliopsida, Rosales, Rosaceae.
AUGCAGACAUUAUCUAAGGUUCAAAUCAACAUUCCAUUACUGGAUGCGAUCAAGAAAAUUCCAUCAUAUGCCAAGUUUUUGAAAGAAGUUUCCAGUAGAAAAAAGAAGCUUGCAUAUUUGGACAAACGAUUGGGACAAGGAGAUUUAAAGCCUACAUCAAUUACACUUCAACUAGUUGGCCGUUCAAUCACUUAUCCAAGAGGUGUUAUUGAAGAUUUAAUUAUUAAGGUUGAUAAUCUUUAUCUACCGACAGAUUUUGUGGUUUUAGACAUGGAUGAAGACUUUUACACACCUAUUAUUUUGGAGAGGCCAUUUAUGGCAACAGUUAGGACUUUAAUUGAUGUGGAAGCUGGAACAUGGACUUUACGGGUUCAGGACCAAUCUGUGGUGUUUAAUUUGUUUGAGGCAGCGAACUGUCCUGCUGAGCAGCAAGAAUGUAUGCGCAUUAACGUGGUAGACAGUAUGUUAAAUGAGCUUGAGGAAAUUCGUCAAGGUGCUUAUGACAAUUCUCACAUCUACAAGGACAGAACUAAGGCAUUUCAUGACAGUCAAAUUUUACAGAAGGAAUUUCAGCCAGGACAGAAGGUUCUAUUAUUCAAUUCAAGGCUCAAGUUGUUUCCAGGGAAAUUAAAAUCGUGCUGGACUGGACCGUACCUGGUGACUCAAGUUUUUCCUCAUGGGGCAGUUCAAAUCACUAAUGAAGCUAAAGGCAACACAUUCACAGUGAAUGGUCACAGGCUGAAACCCUACGUGGAGACACCCUUCAACAUUGCAAACGAGUCUUUGACUCUAAAGAAACCAGUGAUUUGA